UCCCCUCACGCGUGGUAGUUCUAUCCGCUCUAAACUCUACACCGUUACAUCUCGAGUUAUCCAACAAUAGGUCGCGGAAACACAUUGUCACAUAAUUUUAAUUUCCUUACACUACUUCUGUAAAAACUCCGCGAAUUGCUGCCAAACGUCUUAGCGAUUUGCCGGUAGCACCACCUGUUUAGAAAAACACAAUUGCCUGCAAUUAAAAAAAUACCUCAAAAAUGUGGCAAAGAAAUUUGUUUUCUGUAACUUUAGUUGCUGUGUGCGUGUCGUGUGAAAAAGAUAUGAGUGGUUCACGUAAACCCAGGUUAUUUACUUUUAAUACGAUGGACCAAGAUAUAUCGGUUGGUUUGGAUUUUUCAAUUCCCUUCCUUUCUAUACCAGUGAAACCUACUGUGGAUAACGUUUUCGGAUCUAUCGGUAUGCCGACAGUGAACGUGAAUUUACAAGCUCUCGUAUUAGGGGGUGGAUUGGUAAUAGCCUCAACUUUCCUGAUCCCGCUCCUGUUGAAGAGUUACGCUCACCAUCCACCAUACGACAGAUAUGCUAAGAAACAUUGUGCCAACUCCAAUGAACUCAUUUAUUUCAUCUUCUUCAUCGGUCCAGACUUCUAUUUCAAGUGGGAACUUGUCCAGUAUACAGCGGGCUCUAAACAAAUAAUGUUCUCUAUUACAGUAUUGGAGCAUACUCAAUUCGGGGCCGACGGUGUACUGGACUUUGCUAGUAACGUGCUGAGUGGCGGCAUGCAGGGUUGCGCGCUCAGGGUUGCCUGCUGGUCCGGCCAACAUGACCACGAAGACGGGGCGAAAUUCUGGACUGGAGUUUUGAGUAACCAGCUGGUGUCCAGCCUGGUAAACUCUACGGCGGUGGAAGACGCCAUCGCAUCAGGCCGGCGUGGCCGAGACUGCUCCGUGUACUCCCCCUGCCCGCUCAAUGCACAACACUAUCCCAUGCUUAUGAAGAAUCUGAUGCAACUGUCUAAUAUCAGUUAA
Cydia amplana is the source of this 992-nucleotide messenger RNA. RefSeq lists its product as uncharacterized. NCBI's taxonomy places the organism in Eukaryota, Metazoa, Arthropoda, Insecta, Lepidoptera, Tortricidae. The coding region runs from base 222 to 992 and encodes 256 amino acids. The record is from RefSeq and is a predicted model, not a curated record. The transcript has 6 exons.